Columba livia (rock pigeon) is the source of this 3147-nucleotide messenger RNA. RefSeq names its product gamma-butyrobetaine hydroxylase 1 (gene BBOX1). The record is from RefSeq and is a predicted model, not a curated record. Bases 1 to 1329 code for a protein of 442 amino acids. Gene Ontology annotation, biological process: carnitine biosynthetic process. The transcript has 7 exons. NCBI's taxonomy places the organism in Eukaryota, Metazoa, Chordata, Aves, Columbiformes, Columbidae. Gene Ontology annotation, molecular function: gamma-butyrobetaine dioxygenase activity; iron ion binding. Gene Ontology annotation, cellular component: mitochondrion.
AUGUGGAGGGCGGUGGCUGCAGUCCUGCCGAAGGCCAAAGUCCCCACGGGCAGGACGCGCUGCCUGCCGCCACCACAGCCAGGCAGGAGCCUCCUCCGGGGGACCCCUCGGCAUCGCUGUCCAGGAGCUGCUCCAGGGGUCCGUCCCCCGCAAACGCUCAGCAUGAAGCCGGGGAUCCAGAGGGUGGAAGCUUUGGAUGCGGGUCGUUUGGUCUGCGUGGAGUGGGAGGAUGGGAGCGAGAGCCGCUACCCCUGCGUGUGGCUGAGGGACAACUGCCAGUGUCCCCAUUGCUUCCUGCACUCGGCCAGGGCGCGCAAGCUGCUCUUCGAGGACCUGGAUGUGAAUAUUGUGGCGAAAGACGUCGCUCUGCCAGACAGAAGAAAGAUCUCUAUUACAUGGCCCGAUGAACACACAAGCGAAUAUGAAGCCGAGUGGCUGAAAAAACGAUGUUUCUCUGAGGAAGCCAGAGCAGAAAUGCGAAAAGAUUUAUUUUUACCAGAACGCCAGUACUGGGGCUCAGACCUGCAGCUUCCCAAAAUACCUUUUGAAGAAAUCAUGUUGAAUGAUGAAAGCGCAUACAAGUGGCUAUGCACCCUAAAGAAAGUGGGAAUUGUGCUGCUAACAGGAGCUGCUACUAGGCAAGGAGAACUGGUUAAACUUGGCAACAGGAUUGGGUUCCUGCGUCUCACUUUUUAUGGACCAACCUGGCAAGUGCAAGACAAAGCAGAUGCUAACAACGUGGCUUAUACAACCGGGAAACUAUGUUUUCACACUGAUUACCCCGUUCUGCAGCAUCCACCUGGGGUUCAGUUUCUCCACUGUAUAAAGCAAACAGCUGCAGGGGGUGAAAGUGAAGUUGUAGAUGGAUUUCAUGUAGCCAACAAGCUGAAGAAACAAAAUCCUCAGGCGCAUCAGAUCCUGUCCUCUACUGCUGUAGACUAUACAGAUGUUGGAGUCGACUACUGUGAUUUUGCUGUGCAAUGUAAACAAAGGAUUAUAGAUGUGGAUUCCAGAGGAGAAGCAGUUCGCAUCAAUUAUAAUAAUGCAACAAGAGACACGGUGUUUGACAUACCAGCUGAAAAAGUGAGGCCGUUUUAUGCCGCUCUAAAGGAAUUUAAUGAUUUAUUAAACAGUGCAGAACAUAAGUUUACUUUCAAGCUGAAACCAGGAGACAUAGUGACAUUUGAUAACUGGCGUGUGCUUCACGGUCGCCAAAGCUACCAGUCGGGAUCAGAAGUGACUCGUCACCUGGAAGGUGCCUACGCGGACUGGGACGUGGUCAUGUCCAGGCUCCGGCUCCUCAGGAAGAACAUCCUGAAUAGGGACUGAACUUUCUUCUAACCAGAAUGAGCAAAACCUAGAUUGUCUAACCUCAAAGACAAACAAAAAAACAACCAACAAACCAACCAAGUUUUCUUUUCAGAAACUAACAUAAUUAAUUUAUUUUGAGUUCCAUAAGCUAAGGAACCUGUUGUUCAUUACAAUUUAAGAUUUACCCUUGCCCUAGUCUUUGAAUCUAUAAAAUGCAUUGCUACCUCUGUCAGUUCAUUUGCCUUUUAACAAAGUGGCUUGAAAAGUUAUAAUUUAACUGGACUGACUGGGUUUUGCAAAGCCUUCCUUUGUCCCCACAAAUCUACUAGCCCUCCCCAGAAAGCUUAAAAAGGAGCAGCAGAAAAGAGCUUAUAAGUGUUACUUACUAAAGGUUUGUUAUGAACAUCACCUUCCUCCAUUUUCAGAGAGCCAUUCUUUAUUGUAUAAAUCAUAACUAAAAUUCAUUGUAAAAAUAAACCGCUGCCGUGGAGUUAUUUUUAUAUAUACACCCUUCUAGGUAGAACUCCGCCUUAACACAAGAUCUCAUUCAACAGAUGCUCUAUUUUGUAUAUCCCACUGUACAUGUGAUGACUAUCACAGCCGCAAAUAAUUUUUCCUACAUUUUUAAGUCCAUAAGCUCAGAAACUAUAGAGCUACCGGAGAAUGUAUCGUAUCAGUUUUCCUCUGCAUUAGGACUAGAAAUACACCUCAGUGUAGAGAUGGCAGAUAGGGUCAAAAAUCCCAUCAGAUGCUCUGCACAGGUGUAAGAUCUGCAGGGCAGAAAGACUUUUGAGUAAAGUCUGGAAGAGGAAUGUCAAUGCUGCUUGGCAGCUGGAAAGCACAAGACAUGAUUAUGGACUCUGCACCUGAUAGAGAAGAGACUCAGAUGCAUUUUUAUUACACCAAAGAGUAUGUCUCUGAUAGUCUUGGUCUGCAGGAUGUUUUCCUUUAGGUUGCAUUUUGAAUAGAGGUGUUGUUAUGUAAAAACUUCUGCAGCCAAAGUAGUGGUUUUUUCCCCUAUGUUCAGACGCCAAAUUCAGAAAGGAAGUUUUUAUACCCAACAAUAUGUCCACUGAGUUUAUUCUUUACUGUCCUUACAGCUGCAGAGUUAACAGGACGCCCUUUCACCCAUGCUGAGCGCCUGACAAAACCACCACACCUCCACCCUCAGAUCUGCUCUGUUCCACUGUUUAUCUUCAAAAUAUUCCUUGAAAGUCAAAUAAAUUGUAGUCUCUUCCUAGUGGGCUAAAACAGUAGAACUGCCAACACAGGAUUAAAUAACUGUAGAAUUCAAUUUGCUGACACAAAAAAGCCCCAACAUAAGUGAGACACUAACAUCAGCUUGUAAACACUUCCAUAGCUUCUACUUAUCAUUUACAGUCAACAGAUAUCUCAGCUGAAAAAUAAAACUACAUUAGGAUUUAGUCAUGACUCAGCAUGGUGCAGUUCAAAUCCAUUCCUCUUUACUAAGUAGUGAAAUGUUCUUAAUCACAGUUUUGACAUUAAGACAUAGCAUAACAAAACUGGAUUUUAGGAGUAAUCUGAUUUCUCAGUGCCUCCUUUAACAAUAAAUUUUUUGCCUUUUCUAUAAAAAGGAGAAAAUGUGAGGAAAGGUUAAUAUCUAAAUUAUGUAGGACACCAGCAGUACUGUGCUUUAACUGUGAUAUUCCUAAUAUACCAAUUUAAUGAAGAUUGCAAUUUAUAACUUUAAAACAAGACAUCUUGGGAUUUAUACCAAUGGUUAAUAGAAAAGAGAUAUUUUCUGCUUUUAUUCUGUACUUUUCUGCAAACUGUUUUAUUCAAAUUUCUGUUUAUUAAAAGCUACUAUGGAACUGA